Aegilops tauschii subsp. strangulata is the source of this 2370-nucleotide messenger RNA. RefSeq names its product subtilisin-like protease. Gene Ontology annotation, molecular function: serine-type endopeptidase activity. Gene Ontology annotation, biological process: proteolysis. NCBI's taxonomy places the organism in Eukaryota, Viridiplantae, Streptophyta, Magnoliopsida, Poales, Poaceae. The record is from RefSeq and is a predicted model, not a curated record.
UGCCAUCAUCUUCCUCGUGUAGCUGUUCGUGGCUUGAGGAAUGGCGUCGUUUAGGAACCUCUCCGUGCCACUUCUCUUGCUCACCAUCCUUUUUCCUAUGCUCGCACUCUGCUAUAUCAAUCCAGCUGCCACAAGCGUACACCAAAAUGCCACAAAGUCCUCUGCUUCUCGUGCUUACAUCGUGCUCGUAGAGCCACCGCGCUCGAAUGCCGGCGAAGACGCCCACCGCCAGUGGCACGAGUCUUUCUUGCCGACCUCGUUGGCGGAUGAGUCCAGCGAGUCGCGCCUUCUCCACUCCUACACAGAGGUGUUCAGCGGCUUUGCCGUGAGGCUCACUGACGCUGAGCUCGACACUAUGGCCAAGAAGCCAGGGUUCGUGCGUGCAUUCCCGGACCGAACGCUGCAGCUCAUGACCACCCACACGCCGGAGUUCCUCGGCCUAAAGAACGGCACCGGGUUCUGGAGCCGGGCUGGCUACGGGAAGGGAGUCAUCAUUGGACUACUCGACACCGGUCUCUAUGCGACGCACCCUUCCUUUGACGACCAUGGAGUUUCGCCACCCCCAACAAGGUGGAAGGGCUCGUGCAAGGCGGCCCGGUGCAACAACAAGCUCAUCGGUGCCAAGUCACUCAUUCAGGGUGAUGAAUUUGGCGACGAAGAGGGGCACGGAACGCACACCUCGUCCACUGCCGCCGGGAACUUCGUCACCGGCGCAUCAUACCAUGGUGCGGGCGUGGGCAAGGGCACCGCGGCCGGAAUUGCUCCUGGCGCUCACAUCGCCAUGUACAAGGUAUGCGCCAAUAGACGCUGUAAGCAAUCUGCCGUACUGGCAGGCCUAGAAGAGGCCAUCAAGGAUGGUGUGGACGUGCUCUCCCUCUCCCUUGGCGGUGACACGAUUGCCAGCUUCGAUGAGGACCCCAUUGCUAUUGGUGCAUUCAGUGCUGUGUCCAAGGGCAUCCUCGUGGUGUGCGCCGCCGGCAAUAGCGGUCCGAGGCCGGGCUCGAUCACCAACGAGGCGCCGUGGUUGCUCACGGUCGCCGCCGGCUCCCUGGAUCGGAGCUUUGCUGCCAGCCUGCAUCUCGGCAAUGGCAAGAGCAUCGACGGAGAAGCACUUACCCAGAAAGUGAGUCCGAGUUCAAAGUCACACCCUCUCCUCUACUCCGAGGAACGACGGUACUGCAAUUACAAGAGUGGCAGUGGCAUCACCGGUAAGAUCUUGGUCUGCGAAGGCACUAGGUCGAAGACUCAACAGUCCAACAUCCACAGAAUAGUGGGUGCUGGUGCGGCUGGUGUGGUGCUGUUCAACGAUGAAAUCAGCGGCUACAGCACCAUGGUUCAGGAUUACAACUCCAGUGUUGUACAGGUGAGCGCGGCCGACGGCGAUGUCCUCAUAGCUUAUGCCGCGUCAUCAGAGAGCAGCUCCGUGGCCUCUCUCAUCUACAACAACACACUGUUUGGUGUCCGUCCGGCCCCCGUCGUGCCCUUUUUCUCUUCCCGUGGUCCAAGCAUCAUCGCGGUCGGCAUCCUAAAGCCGGAUAUAUUGGCACCAGGCCUCAACAUCCUCGCCGCGUGGCCGCCAAGCACGGGCUCUGGAAGGGGCACUUUCAACAUCAUAUCAGGAACAUCCAUGGCGACGCCACACGUCAGUGGUGUCGCUGCGCUUAUCAAAAGCAUCCAUCCUGACUGGUCGCCAGCCGCCAUCAAAUCUGCCAUCCUAACGACGUCGGACAUCGUUAAUAGCACUGGUGGCUCAAUCUUGGACGAGCAACAUAGGAAGGCCGGCGUGUAUGACACAGGCGCCGGCCAUGUGAACCCGACCAGAGCCGCAGAUCCUGGCUUGGUGUACGACCUCAGCGUCACCGACUACGCCGGCUACAUCUGCUGGCUCCUCGGUGACAGCGGCCUAGCAACCAUCGUGCGCAACUCAAGCUUGACCUGUGCGAAGCUGCCCAAGGUCCAUGCUGUGCAGCUUAACUACCCGACGAUAACCGUGUCAGCGACAUCGACGCCAUUCACAGUGAAGCGGACUGUGACGAACGUUGGGCCAGCAAACUCGACGUUCACGGCGAAGGUGGACGCGCCAAGAUCACUGACAGUGCGUGUCUCCCCGGAGACGCUGGCAUUCUCCAAAACCGGAGAGAAGAAGACCUUCAGCGUGUCCGUGAGCAGCCACGGCUUGGGCGAGGAACUGCACUUGGAGGGAAGCUUGAGCUGGGUAUCGGAGAAGCAUGUCGUGCGGAGCCCCAUCGUUGCUGUCUCCCCAAGAGGCGAUACUGCUCCGGACCCAUCACCAUGAAUGAUGUACGUGCCGUGAAAUCAGUAAAUGUUUACUUUGUCAACAUAAUAAUAAAUAAACAGUAUUAAUGGAAA